CAAGAAAGUGAGGGAGACGGGGAGGGAGGGGUGCUAGGAAGGAGAGCAGAGGAGGAGAAAAAAUGUUUACUGGUAUUUCUUCCAAUGUCCCAAUGCCUGUUGGUGUAUUCUGGACUACGGCCUGAAGCAGCUGUUCCUGUUCAUCGUUUGAUAGAGAUCUAACACCAUCUGCACUAUAUCUGUCUUCCUCCAGAAGAGUCUACACCUCUAUUCAGCCUCUCAUGACAUUGAGAUCCUAGAGUUGGUACUUCUUAGUAGAAAACGAGGGAAAUAAAGCAAAGGAUUCAUCCUCAGGCAUACUGGAGGAGAACAUCCAACAGUCUGUCUCUGCAAACAGAUCAAGAUAUCUUUUGGCACGAACAAGAGAAAUCUGCCAUCAAGAACAUCAGGAACUUUUGCCGCUUAUCCAGGUUGAAGGACACCAACCAGCAGAAAGAAAGAGGUCUGAUUCCUCCAAAUUAACCAAAGAGAGACAUUCACUUUUGACCUCCCCUAGAGGAACCAAAACACAGACUUUUCCAUCAAUCUGAGGAUCACAAGGCCUUUGAAGGAAACUCAUUUAAAAGAAGAGAGCAAGCAAGGGUCAAGCCACAUUUCCCAGGCUUCUACCAGCAUAUCAAUCUACUAAUCAAGACUAAAGACGUAAAAAGAGCCUGUCCACCAAAUUUGGUCCACCUUUCAUAAGUAGACAUCUCCAUUCAGACAGCUGUGCUUCCAGAAACAUUGAUCUCCAGAUACUAAUUGCAGGCAACUCCUGAUCUUUAUACAAAAGCAAAUCAUCACAAAGUAGAUCUCCCCUAACUGCCAAUGGCUGACUGGAGCUUGCUGGGUAAUUUCCUGGAAGAGGUGCAGGAGCACUCGACCUCGGUGGGCAAGGUGUGGCUCACCAUCCUCUUUAUCUUCCGUAUCUUGGUGCUAGGCACUGCAGCAGAGUCGUCAUGGGGUGACGAGCAGGAGGACUUCACAUGUGACACAGAACAGCCAGGUUGUGAGAACGUUUGUUAUGACCGUGCUUUCCCCAUCGCCCACAUACGCUUCUGGGUGUUGCAGAUAGUCUUUGUAUCGACACCUUCACUUAUCUACAUGGGCCAUGCCAUGCACAGUGUACGCAGGGAGGAGAAGAGAAGGAAGAAGGAGCAGGAAGCUCAGGCAGCCGAUAGUGGAGGAGGAGGAGCAGGAGGAGGGGGUGGUGGUGCAGCAGAGAAAUACCCAGAGGAAGAAAGGGGUUGUGAAAAGGAGGAAUCCAGAGGAGGAAAAGUGCAUCUGAGAGGUGCACUGCUGCGGACUUACGUCCUGAGUAUCAUGAUCCGCAGCCUGAUGGAGGUGAUCUUCAUCAUAGUUCAGUAUAUAAUAUACGGGAUCUUCCUCAAGGCACUAUACCUGUGCAAGGGGCCUCCUUGCCCACAUCCGGUCAACUGUUACAUUUCACGGCCCACUGAAAAGAACGUCUUCAUUGUGUUCAUGCUUGUGGUGGCGGGUGUGUCUCUGUUUUUGAGCAUUGUCGAGCUCUACCACUUAGCAUGGAAGCAAUGCAAGAAGUGUGUCACGGAACACCAGGCCAGAAAGCAUCAAAGAUCCAAUACAACAUUGGCUCUAACUUCUGCUUCUCCAGAACCUUCCACACCAAACCGAGCCUGUACCCCACCACCCAAUUUCCACGAGUGCCUAGCAACAUCCACUCCACCUUCACACCUAUUCCAGACCAAAACACUCACACAGUCCCACACACAUCCAAGCUGCCCACAGUUUACCAACCACCUAGCGUACCAGCAGAAUUCUGCCAACAUGGCAACAGAGCGUCAUCGCAAUCAUGACAGUAUGGAGCCUGAAGAUUUUCUCAAGAUGAGCUUCUCACAGGAAUCCACAAAUACACCCAAUAUGUGUGCUCCAGCUACACUGCUAAGCAACGGAUUCUUGAGUGACAAACGACGGUUCAGCAAAAGCAGUGGGACCAGCAGUAGAGUGAGACCAGACGAUCUAUCAGUGUAGUCUUAUGCCCUUAGGUUAGGCAGCCAUAAAACGAUGACAUAAACUACUUUAAGUUUUGUACUUUGCCCAUUUUGUCAAGUAAACUUCAAGAUUACAUCUGCUCCAAGCAAAGUAUAUUGUAUAUAAUGUAGUGUUUGGUAUUAAUUCACCACUGGUCUGUAUUAUGAUGCAUUGGACUGUCCAGGGGAUAGUGGUAAUAACCAGGACCCUUAACUCUCAUCAAAUCAUCUUCAGUAACCUCUUUAUUCGGGUAAAGUUUGUGUAGAAACACUGGACACAUCCUGAAUAGGAUGCUUGUCCAUCACAGGUAACCACGCGCACACGUUCACACCUAUAGAAGAAUCUGGAGGAUGUCUGUGUGAGACAAGGGACAACAAGCAAAACUCUGGAGCUGUGCACUAAAUCAAGCUCAGGAUCUAAUCAGGGACUCGAAAGCUACUGUAUGAGGUAGCAACUCUAGCUGCUGUGUCACUACAAUGCCCUGGGACCCUUAACUGUGAAUAGAUCUCGUGGUGUCAAAUUUCACCGGAUCCAGGUCACUGCAAAGCUUGAAGCAAGCUGGAACUUUUUACAGACAUCACUAUUUAAUUACAGGUUUUAACUGCAUACCUUAAGCAUGUAUUAUGAACUCAAAAACUUUCAAAGCUGCAUUUUAUUAUAUUUAACAGUUAUUCCACAAAAUCGAGUCAUACAUGAGCUGAUAGCUGACGAGGAGCGUAGCACCAAGCUGGCUAUAAGCCAUGUACGACGAGAUCGUGUGGAAUAACUUAUUCUAUCCACUUUCACUGGAUUUUGAGAAACAGAGCAUAUUUAUCUUUUUUUUUACAAAUUCGAUAAAUAAAAACUUUAUACAAAACGUCCAACAAAAUCAUUUCCGCUCAGACUGUAAACAAAUUGGAGAAAUAACAGUAGCAAUUUAUGAAAAAUAUUAGGAUAAUUCUUGAAAAUAAAAAAAAAAAACGUUCUUACCAUCAAAUAUAUUAAUUCCAUAUUUUGCUGCUUUUUUUUGUAUUGGGGGGGUUGUUUUCAGGUUGAGUUUUUAUUUCGUCCUCGGUUGGUUCAGCAACACGCUGCACCAUUUUGUUUUUCUCUACUCACGGUAUAUGAGCCGAUAGCCUAGUAGUAGAGUAGCCAAUCAGAGCGUGCGAUUGCUCAUAUCCAGUGAAGGUGGAUAGAAUCAUUUACGUUAUUCUAGGUUAGAAUUAUUCUGUGGUUCAUCCACGUGAAAUUUGUUGAAUGGAGUCUUCUUUCCCAAUGAUUUCUUUAUGCAAGUAUUUUCCUAAGUUAUCAAACAUUAAUAUCUUUGGUUUCCAUGUAAACAUUAAA
This is a messenger RNA of Neoarius graeffei (lesser salmon catfish), 3315 nucleotides long. It is a transcript of the gene gja5b, whose product is annotated as gap junction protein, alpha 5b. The transcript is spliced from 2 exons. The record is from RefSeq and is a predicted model, not a curated record. Bases 808 to 1989 code for a protein of 393 amino acids. Gene Ontology annotation, cellular component: connexin complex. Gene Ontology annotation, biological process: cell communication. NCBI's taxonomy places the organism in Eukaryota, Metazoa, Chordata, Actinopteri, Siluriformes, Ariidae.